This is a messenger RNA of Penaeus monodon (black tiger shrimp), 790 nucleotides long. RefSeq lists its product as uncharacterized. The coding region runs from base 1 to 624 and encodes 207 amino acids. Gene Ontology annotation, molecular function: nucleic acid binding. NCBI's taxonomy places the organism in Eukaryota, Metazoa, Arthropoda, Malacostraca, Decapoda, Penaeidae. The transcript is spliced from 4 exons. The record is from RefSeq and is a predicted model, not a curated record.
AUGUGUGGCCUGCCAACGACGAAAGGGGAUGGCAUCUCGGAUACCCUUACACCAGCACCCUCUGCCCACGGCACCCCUAGAACUCGUGUCGGCGGACCUAAUGGAUCUACGCAGUUUCUGCCAGGGGUUUUCGCUAUGUGCUGUCGAUCGUCGAUCAUCAUACACGGUUUCUUCAUCGAAUGGAUGAUUGAGCGAACCAAUCGGACGGUAAAGGACGCCCUGGCGGCCUUAGUUCGACGAUCACCUUCACAGUGGCCUCUGUAUCUGCCAGCAGUUCGCUUUGCCUUGAAUUCUGCCAUUCAUCGAUCAGUAUCGGAGCAACCACUAUAUCUUCUUACAGGCCGGAUGGCAUUCUUCCCGAGGGGUCUGACCAACGCGCAGGUGGUAGAUGAAGAAUUGACGGUGCAACGACUCACUGAUGCUCGGCGCCUAGCAGUAGAAGUCUCCCAGCAAUGUGAGCAAGGUGUGAAUGAGAGUGAAUGUAGCAAUGGAUCCAGGUCGCAGAUGUGUAUGCCUAUCUUGUCUUUGUGUUGCAGCCUGUAUCAGAAUCGUCACGUGCGGACAGACGACUUUCCAUGCUGGGGAAGGAGCUGUAGUGUCCCCGUGAGGGCCAGCAAUUUCUAGUUAGACCCCCCAUGGCGUCGUUUUCGCUGUGAGAAUGGGCGCCACCUAUCGAGAUAUAUUUUCCCAAGACAUUUUAAACCAUUGUUUCAACAGUAUAUAGUAAAAUAUCUAUACUUUUAAUAUGGCUAAAGAAUCUCCAUGUGUAUAUGUGUAUAGCAAAACUAAU